This is a messenger RNA of Pogona vitticeps (central bearded dragon), 5209 nucleotides long. NCBI's taxonomy places the organism in Eukaryota, Metazoa, Chordata, Lepidosauria, Squamata, Agamidae. The record is from RefSeq and is a predicted model, not a curated record.
UUCCUGCUCCGCCUUUGGGCUGGGGGGGGAGAAGACUAGGGUUGUAACACCCCCAAACAGCCGCAUCUGGUGCAAGGGGGCGGGAGGGAAAAGACCGGCUCUCCCCGCCAAGGACAGCUUUCCACUUUGUGUCUGCCUUGUGGACUGGCGCUUCGGGUUUCAUGGCAGUUUCGGAGAUGCCGUUGGUCUUCUUUAAUCUCAGACCUAGCUAGAGAUCAAUCUGGCAGAUUAUUUGGGCAAUAGGUGGAGGUUUUGUGAAGAAUCAUGUCCCUCAGGGAGAAAAAAAUGCAUCUAUAAACACCAGUUCCAUAUAGUCGCUAGCUCAGUGAAUGGAGAGACCCUGCUAUGGGAUAGCAUUUCUAACAAAGCGUUCUCAGUUUCCCUGGAAUCUGCUGCUGGUUUAUAGGUUAAUCGUUUAAAGGGGGGAGGAUUCCUUUCCUACCAUGUUUGCCUGUGAAACUUGGGCCCUUGGUGGCCAGACCUCAGUCUAUAAUUGGGACAAGUCCGUCUAUCUCUUGGAAGACAAAAUAGAGCCUGAGCAAGGGUCAGGGGACCUGGAUCUCCAUUUCAAGGUGCUGCUUGAGCAGGAGAUGUACCCAGAAAUUACAAUUGAGGAGGAAGAGGAAGGUGAAGAGGAAGAAAUCGUAGAGGAAGAAAUAGUGGUUGAUGCAGAAGGGGCACCGGAAGAGGAAGAGGAGGAAGUGAUCGUAGAUCCGGAUGGGGAAGAGGAAGAGGAGGAGGAGGAAGAAGAUGAAGAGGAGGAGGAGGAGGAAGGGGAGGAGGUUGACGAUGAAGAUGAGGAUGAAGAGGGAAAUCCAUCAGCCCCCCAACGUGAGGCCAUGGGAGCAGAAGAAGGAGACGAAUCAUUGCUUGUGGUGUGUACUGGGACCGUUGAAGAACUUCUGGGUUUGGAGACAUCCCCCACAGGUCAACCAGAGCAACUUGAGGAGGCCCCACAACCUCAACGGUGGGAAGUCCAGUGGGAGGAAGUGUCGCAGGCACUGGAGCCUCCACCCCCUGAAAUUGUGGAACCGCCACCACCACCAGCACCUCCACCACUGCCGCCACCACCACCUCUACCAGAGGUUUCCCCAGUGGCCGAGGUGGCCCCAAUAGAAGUAGAACCAGAGGUCUUCCGUCCAGGUUUGGAACAAGCAGGGAAUACCUCCUCUUCCCCCUGGGGAGCGCCUUUCAUUGAAGAGGCCCAACAUCAAGAAACACACACCAGCCCACCUGGUGGAGACAGAGGGAGUGCCGGGAAGGCACGGCCACCUGCCUCAGGAGGGGGUGGCUUUACCCUGGAAACAGCCCGCCGGCGUUUCCGGCAGUUUUGCUACCAAGACGCGGAAGGUCCACGAAAGGCUUGCGGGCAGCUCUGGGAGCUUUGCAAUCACUGGCUAAAACCCAAAAACCGCACCAAGGAGCAGAUUUUGGACGUUUUGAUCCUGGAGCAGUUUCUGGCUGUCCUGCCUCCAAGGAUUCGGAGUCGGGUAUGGGAGCGUAGCCCUGAGACCUGUGCCCGGGCAGUGGCCCUGGCUGAGGAAUUUCUGGCCAAGCCACAGGAGGCAGAGAGAGCAGAGGAGGAGGAUUCGGACCUCUUUGAGGAAGUGGUGGUAACUUUUCCUGAUGAAGACCAGCCUCUGUCGGAUACUGAACAGGGAGACGUGAGCUUGGAGGCAGAACAGAGGGGUGAUGUGGAUAUCUGUUUGCUAGGUUCUUCCGACACAGAGGCAACAUGGGAUUCCUCAGCAGAUGAAGGAGACUCAGGUGCCAGGACCCCGAGCAGAGCUGAUCCCCACUUUGAGCUUGGAGAAAGACUUAACGGAGCAAUACAGCUCUUACCUCCCAAGAGGAUCCGUGUGCGAGAGAAACGCCACCCCUGCAUUGAAUGCGGGAAACGGUUCCGCUGCCAGUCAGAGCUGGCACUCCACCAGAAGGUCCAUACUCGGCCAAAAUCUUACCACUGUGCCGAGUGUGGGAAGCAGUUUGGACGGUCUUCCCAUCUCACCCGGCACCAGAAAACUCACAUGGGUGAGGAAUGCCAUCUUUGUACUGAAUGCGGGAAGAGGUUCCGGUGGUCGACAGAGCUGGCCAUCCACCAAAGGAUCCAUGCAGGUGAACAGCAACACUUCACCAUGGAUUCUGAGAUGUUAUUCCAGUGGCCAUCAGACGUCACACAUCUUGGGAAUGUUUUCAUGGGUGAGAAAACCCCUCCGGCUGUUGACUUUGCAAAGCCCCACACUGUCAAGAAACCCCACCUCUGCCCCGAGUGCGGGAAAGGGUUCCGGUGGCCAUCUGAGCUGGCUGCUCACCAGAAAACCCACAACAAAAACAAACACUACUUCUGCUCAGAGUGUGGGAAAGGGUUCCAGUGGCCGUCGGAGCUUGCCGUUCACCAGAGAACCCAUACGGGAGACAACUCCCCUAUCGUCGUUGAUUGCGGGAAUAGCCACAGCCAGCUGCCUCAUCUCCCACCGUACCUGGGAGCCAACGUGGCUGAGAAACGCCAUCUUUGUGGCGAAUGUGGCAAGGCUUUCCGCUGGCCGUCAGAACUUGCCACCCACCAGAGAAUCCACACGGGGGAGAAACGUUAUUUCUGCACAGAGUGUGGGAAAGGCUUCAUCUGGCCCUCAGAGCUUGCAGCCCAUCAGAGGACCCACACUGAAAAGCAAGCCUACCAGUGUAUGGAGUGUGGGAAAAUAUUCCAUGACCUCUAUGGCCUCACCAGACACCAGAAAACCCACCUGGGGAGCAAGGUCUACCCUUGCGCAGAGUGCGGAAAGACAUUUAGCCGGCAAUCUCACCUGACUCGGCACCGGAUUACCCACACCGGAGAGAGGCCCUACCCUUGCAUCGAAUGCGGGAAGAGGUUUGGUCGACAGUCUCACCUCACUCGGCACCUGCGAAUUCAUACCGGAGAGAGACCGUAUCAGUGUGGGGAGUGUGGUGUGAGGUUCAGGAGGAGACACAGCAUGAUCUACCACCAGAGGAUCCAUCUGAGAGAGUCAGCGGGAGGACCAGGCACUCCAAAUGUUCCUGACAUGGAAAAUCUUGCUGACCAUCUCCAGAGCCCUGUCCAUGUAACAAUCUGAAACGUAGAGGCAGGCUGGAUGGAGCUGAGGGAAAACAUUGAGGGGAGGGGUAUGUGGGACUCCAUUAUCGUAACACUUGACAAAGACCCUCUUGGGUAGGCAUGGGAUUUUUGGAUUUUUUUGGACUGCCAAUCCCACAGUGCUCCAUUCUGGGCUACAGAUCCUACAGUUCUCCUUUCAGGUAUCUGUAGACUUAUACCUGCAGAUACCUAAAUGUGUCUCACCUGGAGAAAAGUCCUAGCUGGGAAGGUUCCACAGGUAUAGUUUUGUCCUCACUUUCUGUUCAGAAAGGAAAAUUCUAGUUAGCAGUGGGGCAGCUUCCUUUCUGCACAGGAAGCUAGGGUGGAGCUGGGCCUAUCCUAGGCCACAAAAUCUUCCCAGCUAGGCCUUUUCUCCAGGCGAGCCCCAUGUAAACAUCUGUAGGUGUGACUCUGUCAGUGGGAACUCCCAAAAUGGAGAAUUAUAGGAUUUGUACUUCAAAAAAUCCCAUGUUUACUCCUGGGCUCCUUGUCCUACAGAGCAGGCCCAAAAAAACAUAACUGCCCUGAGUAGCUUAACUACAGAAUUGGAGAGGCAGGCACUUCGGGAUUCCGUGCAGUGUGGGACAGGACACCAGCUGGUGGGCCUUUUGCAUAUUGCAGAGGAUCCUUGGAUACAGACACCCAUAUUACCUCUCUAAUCACAUGCUGCUUUAUUGUUGCCUAAAAAACAUGGCUGCUUCCAUACAGCUCUUUGGGUAGCUUUAGUAGCCAUGUUAAAACCCACUGCUGUAACUCUAGAGUAUGUCCCAGUGUAGCAUUUACAAAGGAAAAACACUGGAGGGGGUUCUCCCCAGCUGUCUUCAGCAGCCAGAACUGCCUGUUGCCUGGAAGUAUUUAAUGGAGCCCGGAAGCCUUUCUUCCUGCCUCUCAAACUGUGUUUGCCUGGUUUCCAUUUUUGCUCUCUCUCAGUGUUAAGUUGGCAGAUCUGUGUGGCAAGAAAACUGUGGAGGGCAACUUCCAGCAUCCUAUUCUAUGGGGCCACAGGGUGGCUAGGUAUCAUGUGGUGCAGAGCACUUUGCUUUUUAGUUGUUCGUAUAGAGAAGGGAGAAUUCAAAUAAGUGCUGCUUCUCCCACUGUAGUGCUGCGGCAAUAAGGAAAGCUGCAGCUUCCCUAGUACCCCUUACUUUUUCCGUGCAAGAGCCUUGUUCUGGGUGAUGUCUGGCAAUCUUAUAUCUACAGUAGCAAUUUCCCUUUCUUUCCUCCUCAGAAUGGAGCACAUUCUGAUAGGCACCUCUCUUUUCUCUUGAGAAAUCAAGAUGCAGAGUUGUUUUCCAGGAGCAGGGCCUUCUACAAACUGGUGAUGACUUAGUAUUUUCUUGUUUUUUGGCAAGAAGUGGCUCAUGGGGCUUUAACAGAAAAUCACACCAUACCCACCCACCCUAAGGUGAAUCAGCAUUCUCCAAUUUUGUACCCUUCAGGUGUGUUUGACUACAGAUCCCAUCCUCCUACCCAGCAUGGAUACACUGGCUGGGAAAUAAUGGGGAUUAUCGUCUGACACAUUUGAAGGGUGGCAAAGAAUAAGCAAAGACUAUCUGUGAAAUAAUGGUGCCUUCUCGAUCCUCUAGGUAUAUGUGCUUCUUUACUUAGAAGUAAGUACCUCUAUGUUCAGUAGUCUUACUCUAUACUGAAUGCAUUUAUGAUUACAACUCAAAGAAGGACACAGUCGGUCUUUGGAUGUGAGUGGGAAAAGAGGGUGAUGUCCCCACUCCACCUGCUACCAAGUGUAAGUGGGAAAGGAUGCUUGAACUUCAGCGGGGCCCAGCCUUGUGGAUGAUAACCCCAGGAGGGUUGAAGUUUGGGAGAAGAGCACUUAGAGGCAUUCCUGUUCUAAGGCUCUGCAUUUUUCCCUUGCUUUUUCUCUAUUGAUUCUUGGUGAUGAGAGGAAAGUGUGUGUGUUUUUUCCCCCUGAAGGACUUUUAUCUGCAUUUCUUCUUUUUCUCUUCCCCCCCCCACCUCUCUCUAUUUUUUUUUCUUUUUGGAUCCAUGUUUAACACUAUCGAAACCUCUUAAAGAAACAAGAAUGAACUCAUUUUUGGAAAUAACUUAAAAGAGAAAAUAAAGAGCUUUCUACAAAUG